AGACUGUGGGGAAAGGGAUCUGGCAUGCUGGUCAGGGCCUCUGCUGGCGGUUCCCUUCCCUCUCUCCAUCCUUCUCUUUUCCUUGAGACAGGAUUUGACCUCUCCCAGGCUGGCCUCAAACUUGCUAUGUAGUAGAAGUUACUGAUCCGUCUGCAUCCACCUCCGCAGGACUGGGAUCGCAGGUCUGCAUCACCUCACCCAGUGAGUGUGGGGCUGGGGGUGGAAUCAGCUCUUCACGCAUGCUGGGCAAGCAACGAUCAGUUGAGCUGCAUACUGUCCUGGCCGCUGAUUCUCCUCAUCUCUGGGCUAAUUAUCUGUGGCUUUGACCCUGUGUCUCCUUUGUCUCCUUACAAUGUCUCUCUGCCUAGGUCUCUUCCUCCUUCCCCUCAGCCCCCUGUGGAUGUUCCCUCUCUUGUCUUUGGCUCAGACAUCAUCUUUAGUCACCACCCAAGAGUAAAUUCUGUCAGGUGGACAGGAAGCCACCAUUCCUGGUGAGCAUCAGGCCAGGAGAUGGCACCUCUAAGGCAGGAGAACAAGGGAAGCUGAGAGCCUCUGUCCCAAGUGCAGGUUAGCGGGGACCACAAGAAACAAUGACUCAGUCAGCUGCAGGAGGGACUAAAAGUAGUUCUCUGAUUGCUCUGGAAUAUUCCCUCAACUUAAAUACUGAAGCUUUAGUGAAGGAGCGAAUGCAGUGUGGGCACAAUGUGAGCCAUGCAGGGGUAAACUGAGGCAGGGACCGCUGGCAGCAGCCACAUGCACUUGAUGCACCCAUCUACAACUGCAAGAGACAGUCCCACAGCGUCUGCUUUGACAAACCGUGCUAAACGUCCAUCAGAUAAAACCGACCAUUUUCAGGUCAACAAUUUCAAGCCCUUGUGAUACUCAUGAGAUUGUGUGUCCUAUCUGCUGGUUCUGAAAUGUUUUUAAUCUCUCCAGCUGUAAACCCUGUCUCAUGAGCAAUCACUCGCUAGCCGGCUGCAACCCACUCCAGCCCCUGAGACUGCUUCCCAUCUUGUAGGGCUUCCUGCGGUUCCUGUCUUUGCCUGUGGUGAGUCUUCAGUCCGGCGCCUCACACACACGCUCCACCUCUGAGUUACAUCCCUAGCCCUCUCUUUCCUUUCUUAAACUUUUAAGAGAGACCAUUACUACCGUGCCCCAACUGGCCUUGGAUAUGUAAUCCUCCUGCCUCCUGAGGAUGUGAUCACAGGCCUGAGCUACCAUGCCUGACUUCUGCCCUGGACAUUUCUUCUGUAUGGAGUCAUACAGUAAAGUCUCCAGACAAUCUCCAUCCCUGUCAUCAGAGGAGCAGAGCAAAGGCCCCACUGAAUCAUGUCUGCAGUUUCUUCAGACAGAAGCACAGGAAAGUCACCUGGGAACUGUUCCAAACGCAGCGCUGUGAUGAUUCAAGUGUGACCUCUUACCCAGGAGCGAGACAGUGGGGAAGUGACCAAGAAGGACCAGAUGCAGCGCAAUGGCCAAGUGUGGGGUGCCACAGAGAGUCCCGGGUGACUGCUUCAGACCUGUCUCAACUCGCCACCCCAGGCAGAUCCCUUCUUGCUUCUCCAUCUGUUUCCUCACCCAUGAAGCGCAGUCCCUCCGCGCCCUUGCCCACUCCUGGUGGAGUGGAGCUCUGCUGCUGCUGCUGCUGUUUCUCUUCCUCUCCUUGGAGCAGACCUCAACAUCAUACAACGCCAAGAUCAAACAAAAAGUGGGAGAGUGUCCUAGGCAGCGGUUGGAAUGCAGAAACGAGAGUUUGAGCUCCUGCAAAACGGACUUCAACUGUAAGGCGCAUUUCAAGUGCUGCCAAUUUGCCUGUGGGAGGAAAUGCAUGGAUCCCUAUGAAGAGCCCUGCAUGCUACCCUCAGACAAAGGAAACUGCCAGGACAUUUUGACGCGCUGGUAUUUUGACUCUCAGAAGCACCAGUGCAGAGCCUUUCUAUACAGUGGAUGCCGUGGGAAUGCGAACAACUUCCUCACCAAGACUGACUGUAGAAACGCUUGCAUGUUUGUUGAGAAGAAAGGACAGUGCCCGCUGUUCCCUUUCCAAAUGCGAAUGGAGUGCCCAGCCUCCUGUAAGAACGACAUGGAUUGCCCGGAGAAGGAGAAAUGCUGCGAGUCCAGGUGUGGCUUCAUCUGUGCCCGAGUCUGGCUAGUUUCCUGCUUUCGGCCUGGACAGCAACCAGGAAGAAUUCUUUCCCUGAUAGACAAGAGAGACCCUUUCAUCUUUUCAGUCACCUUUGGGGUGAGGUCCACACACUCGGUGACACAACUGUCUAGCUGCCACUUCACAGGAUGCUCCUCCCACUGCAUCCAUGGAAUCUUUGGCUUUGUCCCUGCGAUGCAUGGUGUGCCUGUCCAGAGGGUCCCGGGACUCACUGGUCACCAUGGACUGGGCUUGAGCCAUGAGCACAGGGCAAUGCCUGACACACAGCCACGCCUCUCCUCACCUCUCGCCUCACAGACAACUGCCAGUCUUCACAGCUGCAGACUCUGUACCAGAAUAUGGGGCGAAAUCCCUCCUCAUUGUACGCCCAGACCCCCCCCCUGGGGGGGGGCUUCCUCAGCACCGCUAACACACCCGUGGACCAGAUGCACAUUGUGCCAGCGCCCCCUUGCCACUGGGUCUGGCUUACUGCUACUCAGUUCCUCACCUUAUUGCCCGUGCAAUCUUCCUGCCGUUCCUCGGUGUAUUUCAGUCUUGAAUAAUUGUCUAAAGCUGAUCCGUUUUUUCUAUAUAUUUCAAACGUAUUAACGCUGAGGACCAGCUUAGCAUCCAGGUAAACCGAGGAAGGCAGCCAGGUGUGUCAUCUGCAGGGGUCAAAACCUGAUGACCCUUGUCUAUUUAAUUCUCUCUUGGUGUUCUUAGGCCAAAAGUUGAAGGCCUCUGGCAAUUACUCCUGCUGAUAGUAGCAGGGGAUUAAGAAAAGAAACCUAGUUACUUGGACUCUUUGACUCAUGGGCCUCUUACUGGCCAGGCCAGGUUCUGCUCUCCAGAGCCAGAAAGAAAAGGAGAGAGAGGGAGGGGGAGGGGAGGGGGAUGGGGAGAAGCAGAAACGGGCUACAUCUUUACUGUUGUGUUUUUCUGAAACACUUUACUGUUGUUCUUCUCCCUUCUCAGGAGAGUGGAUCACACGGCCUUUGAAGCACUUUUACAUCCCAUAAGUUCAUAGCAAGUUUAAGGCAAUAGUUCAUGUCAUAGGUUGAUAAGGUUUAGGGAGUUAUAGCAGAAUCGAUUACAUGUCUUCCCGUUAAGACUAGUACCUGACUGAACAUUUCAUUAUCUAUUGUCUAGCUCCAUACGUUCGUUGUAAGUUUAAAGCAAUAGUUUUUAUGUCACAAGUUAGCACAGUUUCAUCAAGAGACAAAUCGUCUGCUUUGUGCCAUAUUAUUUUGAAGUCUUGUAUAGAUAAACUAGUCAAUCUCUUAUUUUUUUUUUGUCCUUGCAUUUAAAAUAAAUUGUCCAUUCCCAGUUUA
Mus musculus (house mouse) is the source of this 3474-nucleotide messenger RNA. It is a transcript of the gene Wfdc8, whose product is annotated as WAP four-disulfide core domain 8. Gene Ontology annotation, cellular component: membrane; extracellular region. The coding region runs from base 1472 to 2752 and encodes 426 amino acids. The transcript is spliced from 7 exons. Lineage: Eukaryota; Metazoa; Chordata; Mammalia; Rodentia; Muridae. Gene Ontology annotation, molecular function: serine-type endopeptidase inhibitor activity; peptidase inhibitor activity. The record is from RefSeq and is marked validated.